This is a messenger RNA of Xyrichtys novacula (pearly razorfish), 8107 nucleotides long. Lineage: Eukaryota; Metazoa; Chordata; Actinopteri; Labriformes; Labridae. The record is from the annotation of a GenBank genome assembly.
AUGAAGAGGUGAGUAGGACGGCAAAAAAAAAUGCGCCAUUGUCAAAUUAAAGCAUUUUCAAGUCAUUCGACAAGUGUUUAAGCCUGUUGACCAGGUUUUAUUUUCUUUAUAACUCGCAAAUGUAACCCCAACAUGACUUGUCUUCUUUGUGAAUGUGUUCAGCCAACAGAAAAGCCCUGAACCAGAUGGAAAUGUAACCAUCAACGAGGAAGGUACACCAGCUAUUUACUGCUCAUCUUCAUCAUUUUUGUUUAUUUCUUUAUAUACUGGCAUUAAAAGUUGUUUGACGUCCAUCAAAAUAUGUUGAGAAACGUGUCAAGGUAUCUUUGUCUCCGUUCAGGUCAGCUUCAACCAUCCAUCAUUCAUUGAUUUUCUUUAAAUUAGACAGAUUUGACAGACAUGCUGGUUUGAAGUGGCUACAUAUAUCAUAACAUGAAUUAUUCACCAAACAUCCUUGACAAUUGGAAACAACACUUUCCCGACAAAUUCUACUUUUGAGUGAACUUCUACAUUUUCAGUUUAAGUUGGCAUGGUCAGACAGAUGAUAACUGUACCUAACAUUUUUAUUAUUGAGACUGCAGUGAGUAGUGUUCGUUUAGUACAGCUAUUUUGAUAAUGUCAACAAAAAUAGAGGAUGUAUAAGCUCUGUAAAAGUGUCAUUUAGUUUGAAACGUAUGAUUUGACUUGCAUUAGGUUGCCCAGGUACUGAAAAUGUUAUAGCUUGUCAGUGUGUUAUGUGGUUAAACCAGGGAUACUAAUUGAUUGAGUUUCAAGUACUCUUCAGUUAAGAAUGAACACAACGUGUAAUCUUGUAUGACAUUCAGCUGUGAGGCCAGUGUUUAAAGUUUAAGGCAUGUAUUGAUGUGACUUUACCUGCUAAACACGUUGUGCACAGCAUAGACACUCAGUCAAGGCUGCAGCUUUGCUCCAGGUCUUCUAUUAGGGGAGCCGAAGGUGAAGAACUGUUUAAAAGACAUGCAGAGAAACUUCCACAUUUGGCAAAGCUGGCACUCUAAUAUUGCUGCGUACCUGCAACAUUAGUGUAUUCUGAGCAAGUUUUUUUCUGUGACCUGGCAGUGAACAAAUUUGAAGAAGAUUGGACACCGAGUCUGAAAAAAUACAUGUGUUCAUUUGGGGGAAAAAUGCUUUUGGUAUAGUGUUUUUUUAGGGAAAAAUAUAAGUAAGCCUUUUGAUCUUGUCUUCAGUAGUAUUUCUGCUUUUUCAAGUAUAAAAAUCAUUCAAGUUGUGCAGUGAUUGCAAGUUAGAAGUGAAAGAGAACGGGGGGUGGGGUAAGUCUGUACAUGAGAGGCCUUGUUUCUGCCAGUAACUACCUUUUUUUUUUAGUUUUCUAGAAGACUCCAAAAUCAGGCAACUGGACUGUGUAGAGUUGAGAAGAUGUUUCGCCUCUUAUCCAAGAAGCUUCUUCAGCUCUAAUUAUUAUGAGGAGCAGAUAUUUAUCUUACUGGAGAAGGGGACAGACAACGACUGGGAGGAGUUGGAAAGAAUGGGUUGUAGAAACCCAUCUCCGGGUGUUCCCCCCCGAGGGUUGUUAACCUGAAAGGGUCGUUAGCGACCCCUGUCAUGUGACCACCUGACUCAUGCCACCUGGGUUAUGUGGUCCCAGGUGUGAAUGUUUGUGGAGCUUCCUGGGGAGAGAGCUGAAAACUGCAUUGUAGGUGCUGAAGGGAUUGUGCCUGAGUCCACCCCCUCUGUUCAGAGAGGGUUUCUCCAGUCUGGUAAAGAUGGCGUCUUUAACUCUUCUUUCAAACCAUCUGUCUUCUCUGGCCAACACCUGUACAUUGCUGUCCUCGAAAGAGUGACCCGUGUCCUUUAAGUGAAGGUGGACAGCUGAGUCCUGACCUGAGGAAGUGGCUCUCCUGUGUUGAGCCAUGCGUUUGUGAAGCGGUUGUUCAGUUUCCCCAAUGUACAAGUCUGAGCAUUCCUCGCUGCACUGGACAGCGUACACCACAUUACUCUGUUCAUGUCUCUGUGUUUUUUUCUGCUUCUUUAGGGUCAGUGGCCACAGCGGAGGACCCGGCAGCUAUUACCACCAUUCAGUCUGCUGCUACCUUCACUGACCAACCCAUCAAAUACCUCUUCAAGACAGAAGGAGCAGGCGGACAGGUACAAUUGAGAAUUGACAAAAACGUGGCAAUUUCAGUGAACCUGAGAGCUUUUUCAUAUAAGUCAUUGAUGUGCUGCUUUAUUUUUUUUAUCACCAAGAGGCUCUCUAGUAGACCAGAGGAUCCAGACUUACAGGGUUUUUCCUGCGUUCAAAAUUGCGUGGCGGCCGCCUCCACCUAAUUUUGUGCCGCCCCCAGCCAGAGCGAUUGAUUUCGCUCAACACAGCGUAAAGCUCCAGCUGUGUUGAUUGAGUGUAUGAUGUCCCUCUGCUGCAGCAACGUAUUUUAAGAUAUGUAAAAUAUGACAAGCAUCAUGACGGGAUGAUUUUCUCUAUUGUGCAGAGGAAAUGAUCUCUGCCUGGGGUAAAGGAUUACGGGAAUACAGUUCAAUCAUUGUAAUGUUUUCAAUUGACGCAAUGCAAUAUAUCACAGAGAAGAUAUUGCAACACUAAACUGCUGUUAAGUCUCUGUUUCUCCCCAUUCGUGUUUAUUAAAACAAAAGGUUUCCUCCGUUUUUUAGUGUUGCAGUUAUGACAGGCAAAAUCAGCCAGUACUUUAAAAAGCGACCUCGCGAGGAGGAAAGUCAAGAGUCCAAGUGAAACACAGCAGAGAAAAAACGUAACAGGCAGUUAAAAUGCUAUAAUUCAUAGUGGUGCAACUCAGUGCUGACCUCUUAUUGUGAUGUGUUGUGUCUAAGGUGACUUACAGAGUGAUCCAGGUAUCAGACAGCCAGCUGGAGGGUCAGACGGAGGGAGCAGCAGCAGUCAGCCUGGUCACUGGUUUCCCUGCAACCACACAGAGCCAGUGGCUUUGACAAGCAGUGGCUCAAUCAAUUUACCUGGCUCAGGCAUACUGAGGAAGGCAUGCACUGCUAUUUAUGCCAAAAGCACUGUGCCCCUACCCAUCAGAUUUGUUUGAAGCUAAAUCUAUCGACUAAUUCCACCUUUUUCAAAGUGCUCUACAUUAAAAAGACAUGAGGUGACAGCCGUUCACAAAGCAGCAGAAGAGAAGGAGAAAUAUAUUAAAGAUGGUAGUACCUAAAAACACUCAACUAAUAAAUAAUAACUAAUAAUUAAUAAAAAAUAAAUAAAACUAAAAGAACAUAGUUCAGAUAGUUUAAGAAAUAAUUGGUUGUCGUUUUUUUAGGCAGGACACUGCAGCGUAUACAUAUAUAUAAUAUAUGAUUGAAAACACUAUCACUCUUCAUGUCUGUAUCAGAAUAAAAACAAAAAUACUUAAUGCAUGAUGAAUUGUUUUGUUUAAGGUGAAGACACCUCUGUGGAACAGACUGAAGGAGAGGCACUUGGAUGUCUGUUGUAAGGUGGCCGUUGAUGGACCAGACCAGGAGGCCUUGGACUACAAGGAGUGCAUGAGGAGGUUCUACAGAAUGAAAAAGAGGAGGCUGAAAUGUUCUGUCUGGUUGCGAGAUGUGUGGAUGAAGUGUACUUUCAAUUUAAAGUUGCCAGCUGAUUUGUGUAUGUAUAUAGUUUUAAUAAAUGAAUGCUUUAACAUGAUAAUGGUCACACUCUUUUUUGAACUCUUAACUUAAAGUAUGUUGCCUGUAAAAGAAAGUGAGACAGUUGAAUUUACAAAUAUAUGCACGUCAUGGCGCAUGGUCAGGAUGGUGCCACCUCUGCCUCAAUUUGAGCCAGGAAAAACCCUGAGACUUACCUUAGUAUUGCUGCAGAUCUAACAUCUAUACUUUCAGUAGUCUGUCAGUGAAAAGGGGCAUUUCAUCCCAUUUGAUUCAUCUCCCACUCAAAAAGGAACUACAGACUAUUACAGUCAGAUUUACAUAAAGAAAAAAGAUGAUGUUUAUAUCAAAGUGCUGAUGCUUUUCAGGAAAGAAAAGAAUCCUUAGUAAACAUUGCAUUACUUCAUAAAUCAUUGUAAUGUUUUCAAUUGACGCAAUGCAAUAUAUCACAGAGAAGAUAUUGCGACACUAAACUGCUGUUAAGUCUCUGUUUCUCCCCAUUCUCCAAGUUAUCCCAAUAUUACAAACGAUGCACCAUGACAACCAAUACUCUCAAUGGACCCUUUUACCUUCUCAGGGCAAAGUGUCUCUGCUGGUGCAACCCCUGAAACAUAAUCGACGUGUUCGUUCGUUCCAUCCUAAAUCAGAAACUAAGUUCAGACUUGGCUAAGUCAGAUCUACUGCAAUGCUGGUGCAACUCAGUGCUGACCUCUUAUUGUGAUGUGUUGUGUCUAAGGUGACUUACAGAGUGAUCCAGGUAUCAGACAGCCAGCUGGAGGCUCAGACGGAGGGAGCAGCAGCAGUCAGCCUGGUCACUGGUUUCCCUGCAACCACACAGACUGUCACACAGGUGAGAAUGACAAUCAGUGUCCCAUCACUGAACUGAACCACAUCAUUUUACAGUCCUCCUACCCAUCAGAUUUGUUUGAAGCUAAAUCUAUCGACUAAUUCCACCUUUUUCAAAGUGCUCUAAUUAAAGGGAUGAAAAAAGGGAUGGCACCCCCAAAGAUAUUAUAAAAAAGGACACAGACUUUCAUUUUGUCAUAAAAAACUCUAAACUGAAUCUUAUGUGAUAUCUUAGAAAUCAUUAAUAAAUGAAACGACAGGGCUUAACUUCCAAUUUCAAAUUGCAGCUCUAACUUAAAAUUUGGUCCACAUUUGGAUGGGGUUGUGGAGAGAUAAAAGAGGGAGCACUUAUCUCUCUAUAUCUGGUUUGACCAUUGUUUCCUAACCUCACUCCACUGACUUGUUUGUCCUGCUUUGUCUGAUUUUUCACUCUUUCCUGCUGAACAGUGCAACAGAAGACUAAGAGUGAGAUUUGUGUUUGUUUGAUAUCAGGCUGUGUUCUCCCAGUCUGACGGGUUGGAGGGAGAUGGCAACGCAGAGACACAGUAUACCUACUAUCCUGCGACCAUUGCAGAUGCCACCAGCGGCACUAUGGUGACCACAGUGCAGGCUUCUGACACUCUGCUGGGCCAGACCACACCCACAGGUACUUACUGCUCAGAUAACAGUCGUUGCUACUCCAAGCAUGGAUUUGUCAGGGCGCUAGCUAUUUUGUUUUUACUUAAUUAUAUUCAAACAACCAAUGAACAGUGUACUUAAACAAACACCUAUAGUGGUUUUUGUAACUCUUACAGCCUGUUUGGCACUUGUCAUCGAGAACUAAUCGACUGAAGCUACACAAAAACUUUUGAUCUACUGAGUCAUUUAGACCUUGAAAUAAAAACAAACACUUGAAGAUAGAAGAAUCAGCCUAUCAGUUUUUCUCCUUCAAUCACAUUAAAGGCUUUCAGCGAGUUCUUUAAAAUACUUCAAAAGUCGACUUAUUCUAAUUGUUGAUAUAACUUUUGUUUUGCAGGGCAGCUUUAUGUGAUGAUGUCACCACAGGAAGUUUUGACAGGCUCCAAUCAAAGAACAAUCGCACCUCGCACGCAGCCAUACAUCGCGUAAGUCCAUCCUUGUUCAACAGAUUUCAGUGUUGGCAGAAACCAUGGUUACAUUAAGUGUCUGCAAAGGAAUAACUUUAGGAUUCAGUCAAAUGGAAUUUAAUUACUUUAUUGAUUUGACCUGUGAUUCAUAUCAAAACACCUUACUGAUUAUUAUCUGUUUCCGCUAGUAAACCAGCUGUGUUAAAUAGACUAGACAGGGUUUCAAGACCAAGCAUAGAACUUUAAUCAGACAUCAUUCAUAGAUGCUGUGCCCUCUUCAUUCUUUUACUGUACAGGUGAUCUGCUAAAAGUUAUACGUUUGUUUUACCGGAGGCAAACAGGACAAAAAUGAGAGGAGGGAGGCUGGAGGGGGAUAUUAUAUUCAUGACCAAGAGAAUUAAAUUGAAUUCAAGUCGCCUCAAAGCACAGACUUGCAUCUGAGCAUGUCUUCAUUUUGUGUUACUGACACUGCAGUUCUCAUACUGUAUCAGCUAAUGAUCUGUUUUACCCAUUGUUGAUGUUAUCAGACAUUAAGGGAUGAAAAAAGGGAUGGCACCCCCAAAGAUAUUAUAAAAAAGGACACAGACUUUCAUUUUGUCAUAAAAAACUCUAAACUGAAUCUUAUGUGAUAUCUUAGAAAUCAUUAAUAAAUGAAACGACAGGGCUUAACUUCCAAUUUCAAAUUGCAGCUCUAACUAAAAUUUGGUCCCAACCAGUUUAACAGUUGAGAUUAAGCUUGUCUGGAGAUUUUAUGAGGUCAGCUUGCUAAAAUGAACGUGGUUUAAGGCUCAACAUAUCCAUCUUACACUCUAAUCUCACUUCCUGGUACGCCCUGCUCAUCAGCCGCUGUCUUAACAGGUUCUUUUUGUUUACUCAGUUGUGUUUACUGAACUUGGCGCUUUCUAAACACCAAAGCUGAGCGAUAAUCAAAAAACCUGAGUGAUAGAGGCAGCUACUACUUAAGUCUAUGAGCAACUUGGAGUCUCGGAGCAACUACUCAAGUCUUUGACAAAGGAAAAAGAGUGAGGUGGCUCAAUGAAGAUAAAUUCAGGCUGUUUUUGGCAAAAGAGCUAUGUGAGCUAUUCCUUUAAGCGACAAAACAAACACCUAUAGUGGUUUUUGUAACUCUUACAGCCUGUUUGGCACUUGUCAUCGAGAACUAAUCGACUGAAGCUACACAAAAACUUUUGAUCUACUGAGUCAUUUAGACCUUGAAAUAAAAACAAACACUUGAAGAUAGAAGAAUCAGCCUAUCAGUUUUUCUCCUUCAAUCACAUUAAAGGCUUUCAGCGAGUUCUUUAAAAUACUUCAAAAGUCGACUUAUUCUAAUUGUUGAUAUAACUUUUGUUUUGCAGGGCAGCUUUAUGUGAUGAUGUCACCACAGGAAGUUUUGACAGGCUCCAAUCAAAGAACAAUCGCACCUCGCACGCAGCCAUACAUCGCGUAAGUCCAUCCUUGUUCAACAGAUUUGCGGCUCUAUAACCUCCAAUUGAAGCUGUUUGUUUACAGCUCAAUGUAGAAAAUGUGCUGCAGCCUCAGAGUUGAGAAGAGUUAAAGUUUUCACUCUGUUUUGCUUUUCAGAAAGCAAGAAGCUCCUCGUAAGCUCAAAAACAUGACCAGCUACUUACAUCACAAGUGUGUUACUCCAAACCUCCUGCAGUACUUUGCUUCUCUGUAUCAGAUGCACUUAUGGAAGUGUCUGAGAAACAAAUUGUAUCUAUGCUUUGGCUUGUUUUUAUCCCUCCCCAUCAUCCCCUUUGACCAGUUGACUCCAUAUUGACUGUGUAAAUAUCUAUUUAUUUACAGUCAGUUGAGCUCAGACAACCGUCUUGGUUUUACAUGGAGAGCAUAUGUCCAUACAGUUUCCACAUCAUGUUUAGUUGUUUUUGUCAGAAAAGAGCCAACAGAGGGCUUAAAUCAAGUGUGUGUAAAGAGGACAAAAUGAUGGAUGCAGGUUGUGAACUUCUUCAUAUUCAUGAACCAGAACAUGCAGCUCUUUAUACUUUGUAUGGAUGACUUUAUCGAUGUCCCUGCUUCAAUGAUGUCCACAAAGAGAGAUAGUCAUUUUAGUUAAAUUUCUAAUUGUUGGGAGAAAAAACAGUUCAGUUUCUGAAUUUUUAGGUUCUCUUGUCUCAGAGCAAAGGAGGAAUCUUGUCCAAAGCCUGUGAGUACAUCAAGGAACUCCGACAGAACAACCUGAAGCUGGGGGAAGACAUCAGCACUCUUGACCGGCUGCGGAUUGACAACCAGUUGCUUAGACAAGAGGUCUGUUUGUGUCUCACUGGCCUUUACAGCUAUAGUUACUAAACUGACUAUAGUUCAGUGGUCAGUAUUUUACUCAUAAAUUAAAUCAUCAGUCUUUCCCAAACCUGCAGAUUCCACCGAGUAAAUUACCUCUUCAGCCAAAGUAAUUGUAUUUCUGAUACAAAGUCAGGAUGCAGCUGAUUAUUCAUCGUUGCUACCGUCUUAUCUGUGUUGCUGUUGCUCAGGUGGAAGACUGGAAGUCCAAGAAUCAGAUCUUGAGGAACCUGCUGCGACAGCACGGCAUUGUGGGAUCAUCCAGCACAGACCCUCAAUAA